Rhipicephalus sanguineus (brown dog tick) is the source of this 2996-nucleotide messenger RNA. RefSeq names its product DNA replication licensing factor MCM6. Lineage: Eukaryota; Metazoa; Arthropoda; Arachnida; Ixodida; Ixodidae. The transcript is spliced from 17 exons. Gene Ontology annotation, biological process: double-strand break repair via break-induced replication; mitotic DNA replication; DNA replication initiation. The record is from RefSeq and is a predicted model, not a curated record. Gene Ontology annotation, molecular function: single-stranded 3'-5' DNA helicase activity; ATP binding; single-stranded DNA binding. Gene Ontology annotation, cellular component: MCM complex; nucleus. The coding region runs from base 107 to 2659 and encodes 850 amino acids.
GCGGGAAACAACAGCGUGUGCGGUUAACGGAAGGCCGCCUGCUAUUGUGCGAUAAUAGUUAGAUCUCCUCUAAAGAAAAUAUUGUUACGAGACCUUGCACUGCGCCAUGGAUGUCGCAGACCUUCGAACUGGACCCGUGCAAGUCAAAGAUGACAUUGGGGACCGCUGCCAGAAGUUGUUUCAAGAUUUUCUCGAAGAGUGCAAGAAUGAACGGAAUGAGGUCAAGUACGUUGAGGAAGCGAGGAAUCUGGUGAAGCCAGAGCGAAAUACGCUGGAAGUGAGCUUUGCCGACGUUGAGCGCUUCAACCAGAACCUUGCUACUGUCGUCCAGGAAGAGUACUAUCGUGUGUACCCCUACCUGUGUCGUGCCUUACGCAACUUCGUCAGGGAUCACGCUGAAGUGAAUGUCGAGAAAGAAUACUAUGUCAGCUUUGUGGAUGUGGCCACGAGACACAAGGUGCGAGAGUUAACAACCGCUAAGGUUGGCAGCCUGCUGAAGAUCAGUGGCCAAGUUGUGCGUACCCAUCCGGUGCACCCAGAGCUUGUCAGUGGCACGUUCAUCUGCGUCGACUGCCAGACAGUUGUCAGUGGCGUGGAGCAGCAGUUCAAAUACACGCAGCCGACCAUCUGUAGAAACCCUGUGUGCCAGAACAGGACACGUUUCAUUCUCGACACAAACAAGUCGACAUUUGUGGAUUUUCAGAAGGUUCGCAUUCAGGAAACGCAGGCCGAACUUCCCCGAGGAAACAUUCCACGCAGUGUGGAGGUUAUUGUACGUGCAGAGGCAGUUGAAGUCGCCCAAGCAGGUGACAGGUGUGAUUUCACAGGCACACUCAUUGUAGUCCCUGAUGUCAGCCAGCUAACCACACCAGGUCUGCGCACUGAAAGUUCUGCCCACCACAAAGGCAUGGAAGGUUUUGAGACUGAGGGAGUUCGUGGCCUGAAGAAUCUUGGUGUGCGUGAGAUGUCCUACAGGCUUGCCUUUCUGGCCUGCACUGUCGAGCAGACCAACCCCAGGUUGGGAGGCAAGGCAGCAUCAGCGGAAGAGUUAACUCCGGAAGCCAUGAAGCAGCAGUUGACCCCUGAGCAGUGGGACCGCAUUUACGCCAUGAGCCAAGACAAGAACCUGUACCACAACUUGAUCGCAAGCUUGUUCCCCACUAUUCACGGCAAUGAUGAGAUCAAGCGUGGUAUCCUGAUUAUGCUCUUUGGCGGAGUGCCUAAGACAACGGAGGAAAAUACCACCCUGAGAGGUGACAUCAACAUCUGCAUUGUGGGGGACCCCAGCACAGCCAAAAGCCAGUUUCUCAAGCAGGUGUCCGAGUUCGCACCGCGAGCGGUGUACACAAGUGGCAAAGCAUCAAGUGCAGCCGGUUUGACAGCAGCCGUUGUUCGUGAUGAAGAGUCCCAUGAGUUUGUCAUCGAAGCUGGUGCACUCAUGCUUGCUGACAACGGUGUCUGCUGCAUCGACGAGUUUGACAAGAUGGAGGUUCGAGAUCAGGUGGCCAUUCAUGAAGCCAUGGAGCAGCAGACUAUUUCUAUUACCAAAGCUGGUGUCAAGGCAACUUUGAAUGCACGAACGUCUAUCCUGGCGGCAGCCAAUCCAAUCGGGGGUCGUUAUGAUCGUACCAAGUCACUGAGACAAAACAUUGCAUUGUCACCCCCUAUCAUGUCACGCUUUGACCUUUUCUUCAUCUUGGUAGAUGAAUGCAAUGAGGUCACCGAUUACGCAAUUGCACGGCGCAUCAUAGAUCUGCACUGCCACCAUGAAGAUAGCCUCGAGAAGAAAUACAGUCAUGAAGACAUUCAGCGUUACAUUCAGUUUGCACGGAUGUUUAAGCCUAAGGUCAGCACGGAGGCACGGGACUACCUCGUGGAACAGUACCGGCAGCUACGACAGCGUGAUGCCGGAGGCCUGUCGAAGUCGUCGUGGAGAAUCACUGUGCGGCAGCUGGAAAGCAUGAUUCGCAUUGCCGAGGGCAUUGCUCGGAUGCACUGCUCGGACCAGGUUCUUCCCAAGCACGUGAAGGAGGCGUAUCGUCUACUCAACAAGUCCGUCAUUCGUGUGGAGCAGCCAGAUAUCCACCUCUAUGAGGAAGAAGAGGAAGAGAAUGAGGCAGAAGGAGGAGAAAACGCACAAGACGCCAUGGAAGUUGACGAGCCACCUGUCAACGGCGUUGCUGGGGAUGCACCAGGUGAUGGAGACGAUGUGAAUGACAUUGGUGUCAUCCAGCCUAAGCAGAAGAAGGAAGAGAGUGUCAAGAAAGCGCAUCUGACAGCUGCUCAGCAGAAGGCUCUGACACUUUCAUACGAGGACUACAAGAGAACUGCUAACCUGCUUGUUUUACACCUGCUGCGUGAGGAGAGUCGAAUGGAAGCUGCGGAGCAGGAAGGGGCAGCAGCUGACGAUGAAGGUGGUGUACGGCGCAUGGAUCUCAUCAACUGGUACCUGAAGGAAAUUGAGAGUGAAAUAGAGACGCAGGAAGAGCUCAUCCAGCGCAAGACCAUUGUGGAAAAAGUAAUCGACCGACUUGUCCACCGGGAUCACAUUCUUAUCGCACUCUCCAAGAGUGGCCUGAAAGGUGCUGAAGCGGACGGUGAAGAAGACGAAAACCCAAUCUUGGUCGUUCACCCCAACUUUGUCCCUGAACUGUCGUGAGGAGCUCUGCUCAGGCUUGCCCGCAUUAUUGUCGUUAGCCUGUGGCACUGCCAUACCGUUCACACGCAGCCAGUUGUUCACGUGUACAAAGUGUAUAUAUGUACUUUACCACAUAUUGCCCAUGGACUUCCAAGAAAACUGGGGCUCAGCAUCCUUAUAUUUUUACAUGCAUUUGCACUUUUUAGGGCAUUAAUCGUGGCUAGUAUCUACGUUUAGCAACCCAGUGUUUGUCAAAACUGGCGUUCUUGUCAGUGAGCUUUUAAAAAAUUACAUUUUGAAUUCAUAUACAAUACUCUGCUUUUCGCACUAUCGUUUCAUAACUUUAAACAUAACCUGC